This is a messenger RNA of Cylicostephanus goldi, 269 nucleotides long. The record is from the annotation of a GenBank genome assembly. Lineage: Eukaryota; Metazoa; Nematoda; Chromadorea; Rhabditida; Strongylidae.
AUGGUGUUUGUAAACACAUCCGACUAUCUUCCUACGACAGAAGCUACAGGAGUCCGAAUUGCAAUUCAUGGACAGAGAGAGUGCCCUUUUCCGGAUACAUUUGGCUAUUCUGCACCAACUGGAGCUGUUUCUUCUUUUGGAAUGUCACUAAGAAAGGUGAAUCGGCUGGAGAAUGGGGACUGCUUCAAUCCAGACACACCUCUCCCAACUGGGUACAUCUAUCGCGAGUAUCAAUACGAACCUGAGGUAAAUGAUACAGAUUUUUAGAU